GUCUGUCACUCCUGUGAGUGGAGCAGUAGGGUAGGAAAGGGUUGUCGUUUUCUAAGCAGUGAAGUCAGUGUUUAGCUGCGUCUUGGUCAUGUCUGGAGUGUGGACUGUGCUGCUGCUCUGGGGCAUUGUCUUUGUCCCGGCUCUGUUGCAUGGAGCUCUGGUCAUCUCACGAGAAGACUCCACACCACAGGGCUCUGAUGGUGCUACAAGGAUACUAAAGAAAAGAAGUACAGAUAAUAUGAAGGUGGAGGUGUACAGUGUAAAGGUGGCCUGUAAGGUGGCGUCUCGUUUCGCUCACACGGUCAUAACCUCCAGUGCUCUGAACAAGGUCAACUCCUCUCAGGAAGUGUUCUUUGAGGUGGAUCUGCCCAAGACCGCCUUCAUCACCAACUUCAGCAUGGAGAUAGAGGGUCAGACGUACACGGGUGAGGUGAAGGAGAAGGAGAAAGCCAAGAAGCAGUAUGAGAAAGCUGUUUCCACAGGGCAGACCGCAGGACUGGUCAAGGCAUCAGGGAGGAAGAUGGAGAAGUUUUCAGUGUCUGUGAACAUCGCGGCCAAUAGUAACGUCACCUUCAUUCUGACAUACGAGGAGUUGCUUCAGCGUAAACUGGGCCAGUAUGAGAUCAUGACCCGGGUGAAACCCAAGCAGCUGGUCCAGCACUUUGAGAUUGUGGCAGAUAUCUAUGAACCCCAGGGCAUUGCCUUCCUGGAUGCCUAUGGAACCUUCAUCUCCAACGAGCUUCUACCUCUGGUGGAGAAAACAGUCACUGACAAAAAGGCACACAUCUCAUUCUGCCCAACAAUGGACCAGCAGAGAAAGUGCCCAGGUUGUGACGGCACCCUGAUUGACGGGGAUUUCUUUAUCAAAUAUGACGUGAACCGAGCUGAGACCCUUGGAGACAUCCAGGUAGUGAAUGGGUACUUUGUGCACUUCUUUGCUCCUCCGGACUUACCCAGAGUUCCAAAGAAUGUAGUGUUCGUCAUUGACAGGAGUGGGUCAAUGUCUGGAAACAAAAUGCGUCAGACAAGGGAAGCUAUGCUGACUAUCCUGAAUGACCUGCAUGAGGACGACUACUUUGGAAUUGUCACAUUUGACGACCAAAUCUCAACAUGGAAGGGAUCUUUGACCAAGGCCACCAUGGAAAAUGUGUCUGAAGCCAAAGGAUUUAUCAAAGAAAUACAGCACAGGGGAUACACUGAUAUAAAUGGUGCUCUGAUGAAAGCUGUGGACAUAAUGAUGAAAGACAAACAAGCCAAGAAGUUCACAGAGAGGAGUGUGUCAAUGAUUGUCUUACUGACAGAUGGAAUGCCAAACGCAGGAGUGUCUUCUACACCACAGAUUCAGGAGAAUGUCCGUGAUGCAAUGGGUGGGAACAUGUCUCUGUUCUGUCUGGGCUUUGGGAAUGAUGUGGACUACUCCUUUCUGGAUGUGAUGUCUAGACAGAACCAGGGACUGGCCCGGAGGAUCUACGAGGGCUCUGACGCCACUGUCCAGCUUCAGGGUUUCUAUGAGGAAGUAGCCAGCCCCCUCCUCUCCGAGGUGGACCUGCAUUACCCUGACAACCUGGUGAACUCUCUGACCACCAGCCACUACAAGCAGCUGUUCAACGGCUCAGAGAUCGUGGUAGCUGGCCGGCUCACUGAUAAUAGCUUGGAUAACUUCCUGGUGGAGGUGUUUGCAAAGGGGUUUGAGGAGGACUUUAUUGUCAAAGGCCAGGCUAGUGCCCAGGAGUGGGACAUACUGUACCCUGAGCAGGAGUACAUCUUUGGGGACUUCACUGAGCGUCUUUGGGCCUACCUCACCAUCCAACAACUGUUGAGCAAGAAAGAGACUGGAACUGCGGAGGAGAAGGGGAAUGCCACUGCCCAGGCUCUGGAGAUGUCCCUGCAGUACAGCUUCGUCACCCCUCUUACCUCCAUGGUGGUCACCAAGCCUGAGACUGAAGAGGAGCAAGAGGAACCCCUCAUCGCCGACAAGUUGACCGAGGAUGAAAGGCAGAAAGCCCAGAGAUUGGGUCCUUUUGUACCCCAGGUGGUGAGCAACACCUACAGGGUGCAGAACAUGCCCACAUACUUUGGUGGGUCCUCCUUCAUUCAGAGUGACCGUUGUGUCAGACAUGGGUUACUUCUGGAUUUUCUAUCUGUGGAUGGGGACCCUCAUUUCAUGAUUGAGUUGCCAGAGCAGAAGGAUGCACUGUGCUUCAACAUAGACGAUAGGCCUGGUACCAUCUUCAACCUAGUGAGAGACCAGCUGGCAGGUAUUUUGGUCAAUGGCCAGACCAUUGGGGAUAAGAAGGUGGCCCCUGAUGGCAAAGUGAACACCUACUUUGGUCGCUUUGGCAUUGUUCACCAGGGGCUGGGGGUGAGACUGGAGGUGACCACUCAUGACAUCACUGUGUCCCAGGAUGGCAAGCAGGCCAAACUCCUCUGGUCUGACACCGCCUCUCUCAAGGGAGCCAAUUUAGACCUGCAGGUGACCAAAGACCGCAGCUUGACUGUCACCCUCAGGGACUCGGUCCGGUUUGUGGUCAUCCUACACAAGGUGUGGAAACAGCACCCCUACCACCAGGACUAUCUGGGCUUCUAUACCCUGGACAGCCACCUCCUCUCCCCCAGCGUCCACGGCCUGCUAGGUCAGUUUUACCAUGGGGUGCAGUUUGAGGUGAGAAACAUGCGCCCAGGGGAGGAGCCAGAGAAACCAGAUGCCACCAUGCUAGUGAAGGGGCAGGAGCUUACAGUGACAAGAGGCUGGCAAAGGGACUUCCGCUGGGAUGUGAAGAAUGGAGAGAACGUCCCCUGCUGGUUCAUCCAUAGCAACGGCAACGGCCUCAUCGAUGGAAACCACACAGAUUACAUCAUGUCUGGACUCUUCAAGACCGUCUGAGCCUGUUACACUAGCAGUCAACCUCCUCAAACAGUACAUACAAUACAUCAGUCACACGUUUCACAUGGAUUCAACACACUGUAUGUGCUAUAGACAUACCAUCAUGACAUGAGAAUAAUUCAUAGAUAAUGUAAGAUAAAAUCAGACCGAAGUACAUUUGAUUAAAAGAUAAGUGGCAGGAUAGAGAACUGCUGUCAAAUACAUUCAAUGUUUUCAUAUUGAUAUGGGAUAGUGAUGACAAAAACCUGUUGAAAUAAAUGGGCCCACUUCCACCUAA
Molecule: messenger RNA, 3161 nt
Organism: Salvelinus namaycush (lake trout)
Lineage: Eukaryota; Metazoa; Chordata; Actinopteri; Salmoniformes; Salmonidae
Product: inter-alpha-trypsin inhibitor heavy chain H3-like
Exons: 22
Coding region: 89-2884 (931 amino acids)
Biological process (GO): hyaluronan metabolic process
Molecular function (GO): serine-type endopeptidase inhibitor activity
Source: RefSeq, a predicted model, not a curated record